AUGGGCUGGGUAGGAGCAGGUGUAGCGAUCGCGACCACAGCUUACUUUUUCUAUCGAUACCCCCCUCGCAGCCGGGCUGAGCCACAUUCUCUUGCCCCUCCGGAGCCCAAACCCGAGACGCCCCUCGCCGCUACGUCGGACGCACCUGUACAGGAAAAGCAUGAUUCAAGGAGCCCAACACCACCGAUAGACUCAGAGGAGGACACCCAAAGCACGCCCAAGGCGUCCGCUUCGAGCGCCCCGCUCCCCGUCUUUGCCGUUCCCGAGCUUAACCUCGAAAGCGAGGGCAGCACAUCACAACCCGCAACGAUGCCGUCUAUCCCCCCACCUACAAGUGAGGUGAACGGCCAAUCAUCACUUGAAGACCGUCGUUAUGAAGGACACACCUCUUCGUCGCAGUCACCAUCUUUGUCGGCCCCCUCUCAACCAAAGCAACCAUCCGUGCCUCGUUCCGCACCCGCUAGCAGCUCAAGUUUAAUGCCUCCUCCCCCAGCGCCCAGGCCGACACCUCAGCCAAACCGAGACCCCAGACUGCAACCUCCGCGCCUCAGUGGAUCCUCGCUCGGCCCACCCCCAUCAGCCGCCGCCUCCCAGCGUGGUGCACCCAUGUCCGGCGUUCGUCAAGUCAACAGCACUCUUGCCCCGACACCAGUUUCCCUCAAGAAGGCUAGCAAGAGGGUAAUCCUGGAACCGGGGUUCUCGCCACUUGACUGGGCUGCACGGGCUGCAAACCCCAACAAUCAACUGCGCGGGAAAGAUCUCCCCCCAGGUCUCUUGCGGGUCACACCGUCCAUGUUGCGGCAACAACACGGUCGUAAGGGCCGGGACGCUUGGACUUCCUAUAAUGGCAAGGUUUACAACAUUUCGCCCUAUGCUCCCUAUCAUCCGGGUGGAAAGGGUGAGCUCCUCCGUGGUGCAGGCAAGGACUCCGGGCAACUGUUCAUGGAGAUCCACCCCUGGGUCAAUUGGGAUGGAAUUCUAGGAGAGUGUCUCGUUGGCAUCCUGGUUUCGGAGAAUGACAUCCAGACCGAGAACGCCCUGGAUGCCAUGGACUGA
This is a messenger RNA of Penicillium salamii, 1056 nucleotides long. NCBI's taxonomy places the organism in Eukaryota, Fungi, Ascomycota, Eurotiomycetes, Eurotiales, Aspergillaceae. The record is from the annotation of a GenBank genome assembly.